AAUCUAAAACAAUCUUUGCCAUUACCGCGGCCAUCAUUAGUCCACAUAUAAACAUCCGGUAUUUCCUCGCACGUUUGUAAAUUUCAUUGCAAUUUUGUAGGAGGUUUUUUCAGCUACUAAUACCAGCUUAUUAUUCGGUGUAUGUCGGAUUUACUUGGACUAAAAAAUCAUGGCAGCAAGUGUAGAGAUUAAACAAGAACCUGUCGAAGGUGUAGAUUUGGAAACAAGAAUAAUCAAUUUAUGUCAACAGAAUCCAAGUGGUAUAAAUGAAGAAACUAUAAAAGAUGACAUGCCACAAUUUGAUGUAAAACAAAGAGUUACAGCUAUAAAUCGUCUAUUGUCUACUGGAAGAUUAGAAAUUUUCAAGAGUGGAAGUAAAUUAAUCUAUAGAAUAAAAGAUGGACAAUCAACAAAUAAUCAAUUAAAGGGAGGGGAUAAUCAAGAGAAGCUAGUGUAUCAGAUCAUAAAAGAAGCUGGCAAUAAAGGUAUAUGGAUAAGAGAUAUUAGAUAUAAAUCAAACUUAUUGAUGACACAACUUAACAAGAUUUUAAAGAAUUUAGAGAGUAAGAAACUUAUUAAAGCAGUAAAAUCUGUUGCUGCAUCUAAGAAGAAAGUUUAUAUGUUGUAUAAUCUUGAACCAGAUAGAUCAGUUACUGGUGGAGCUUGGUACAGUGAUCAAGACUUUGAAUCAGAGUUUGUGGAAGUAUUAAAUCAACAGUGUUUUAAAUAUUUACAACAAAAGGCAAUAACAGCAGCAGAGGGAAAAAGUGACCCAGUGGCACAGAAAAAUGGUUCUUAUGCUUCAUCAUCAGAAAUUUGGACCUUUAUAUCAAAGCUUGGUAUCAGCAAGGUUCAGUUAGCUGUAGAAGAUAUAGAAACAAUAUUAGAUACUUUAGUAUAUGAUGGUAAAGUGGAAGAAUCAUUUCUAGAAGCACAAUCAGGAGAUAAAAAACGUCUGUAUAGAUCAAUUAAACCACUUAUAGAAACAGCAGGAUUAAUGAGAAUGCCCUGUGGUUCUUGUCCAGUUGUUGAUCAGUGUCGUGAAGGUGGUGUGAUAUCUCCCAUAACCUGUGUUUAUAUGAAAGACUGGUUGUCAUAAUUUUACUUUUUUAAAAUGUGUAAAUAAAGUUAUUUAUUAAAAUUAUUAGGGUUUUUUUUGUUACCCGUCAAAUUUACUUUGAUGGUUUUAUUUUUCUACGCCCACAUUGAAAUGUGGUUGUAUACUCGUAUAUUGUCGUCGCCCCCGUACGUUGGUCUGGCGUCCACAAUUGCUUGUGGAAGCUCUAAAGGCUAAACUUAAAGGACAAUAUUGGUGUCAGUCAUUAUUACAUAUGUGAUGGAACUGGUUGAAUACAUUCCAAAUAUAAUUUUAACACAGAGAUCAUUGCUACGGGAGACGUGUAACAAGUACG
This is a messenger RNA of Patella vulgata (common limpet), 1412 nucleotides long. RefSeq names its product DNA-directed RNA polymerase III subunit RPC6. Bases 170 to 1099 code for a protein of 309 amino acids. Gene Ontology annotation, biological process: transcription by RNA polymerase III. The record is from RefSeq and is a predicted model, not a curated record. Gene Ontology annotation, cellular component: RNA polymerase III complex. The transcript has 10 exons. Lineage: Eukaryota; Metazoa; Mollusca; Gastropoda; Patellidae.